AGAUCAUCCUCCUGCCGAUCAACUUCCAACCACCAACGUCGCGUGUUAACUGACCACCAUGUCCACCGACAAGAAAAACAUCGUCGUCGUAGGAGGCUCCUACGGGGGCAUUUCCAGCGCCCACCACAUCCUCAAACACACCAUUCCCCAACUCCCCGACAAAUCAACCUACCAGGUCAUUCUCGUCAGCCCGUCCACCGAAGUCGUCAACCGCCCAGCCUGCCCGCGAGCCCUAAUCUCAGACGACAUGUUCCCCCAAGACAAGCUCUUCGUCUCCAUCCCCAAAUCCUUCGCCCAAUACCCAUCAGAGAACUUCCUCUUCCUCCACGGCACAGCCACGCACCUAGACCACACGAACCGCCAGAUAACCAUCUCCCUCGUCACCAACGAAACCAACACUCUCACCUACUACGCCCUCAUCGUCGCAACAGGCGCCUCCACCCCCUCCCCCCUCCUAGGCCUCACAAGCGACACCCCCUUCCUCCGCCAAAGCUGGACCGCCCUGCGCCAAGCCCUCCCCAACACCAAAACAAUCCUCAUCGCCGGCGGCGGGCCCGCAGGCGUCGAAACAGCCGGCGAACUAGGCGAGCACCUCAACGGCCGCUCUUCCUCCCCUGCCACCGCCAAAGUGCGCAUCACGCUGGUGACGUCUGGCCCGCAUCUGCUGCCCCAUCUGCGGCCGUCUCUCGCCGCGCGCGCACAGUCCCUCCUCGCCAAACUCGGCGUGACCGUCUUGACUAACACGCGCGUGGUGUCCAUUGACCCCCCCGCCGCGGGCGCAGCAGACACCCAUCUGACAGUGCCAACAACAGUCACUCUCGACGACGGCCGCACCCUCACCGCAGACCUGUACAUCCCCGCCACAGGAACAACCCCAAACACAGGCUUUCUAGACGCGUCACUCCUACGCGCCGACGACAGACGAGUCGAAACCAACCCCUCUACACUACGCGUCGAACGAGCCGGCACAAGAGUCUACGCCAUCGGCGACUGCUCGACGUAUGCCCGACCGGCGGUGCACAACAUUGUUGCUGCGGUGCCUGUGUUAGGGGCGAACGUGCGGCACGAUCUGCUGAUCGCUUGUGGGAGGGAUGAAAGCACGGUGGGGGGCGAUAAGAUCUUCAAGGAGGAUACACGCGAGGGUCAGCUUGUGCCGAUUGGGAAGAGUAAGGGUGUGGGGGCUUUGAUGGGGUAUAAGGUUCCGGGGUUUGUGGUGUGGUUGAUGAAGGGGAGGGAUUAUUGGAUGUGGAUGGUGGGGGGGAUUUGGAGUGGGAAGCAGUGGGCUUAA
Messenger RNA from Aspergillus candidus, 1288 nucleotides. Its product is annotated as NAD(P)/FAD-dependent oxidoreductase. The record is from RefSeq and is a predicted model, not a curated record. Bases 59 to 1288 code for a protein of 409 amino acids. The transcript has a single exon. Gene Ontology annotation, cellular component: cytoplasm. Lineage: Eukaryota; Fungi; Ascomycota; Eurotiomycetes; Eurotiales; Aspergillaceae. Gene Ontology annotation, molecular function: electron-transferring-flavoprotein dehydrogenase activity; flavin adenine dinucleotide binding.